CUCCUGGGAGGUGACGUACCUCUCUUGCGCAUGCGCAGGGAGGGGAGACCUUGGCUAAGCCUACCAGUCGCUCAGCGGAGGUGAAAGCACCGUCGGUAGGGUCAGCACUGAGGGAAGAUGCAGAGCUGGAGUCGUGUGUACUGCUCCUUGGCCAAGAGAGGCCAUUUCAAUCGGAUAUCUCAUGGCUUACAAGGAGUUUCUUCAGUGCCUUUAAGAACUUAUGCAGAUCAACCAAUUGAUGCAGAUGUGACAGUCAUUGGUUCUGGCCCUGGAGGAUAUGUUGCUGCCAUCAAAGCUGCCCAAUUAGGCUUUAAGACAGUCUGCAUUGAGAAGAAUGAAACACUAGGUGGAACAUGUUUGAAUGUGGGUUGUAUUCCUUCAAAGGCUUUACUGAAUAAUUCUCAUUAUUACCAUAUGGCUCAUGGAAAAGAUUUUGCAUCUAGGGGAAUUGAAAUGUCAGAAGUUCGCUUGAAUUUAGAGAAGAUGAUGGAGCAGAAGAGCUCUGCAGUCAAAGCAUUAACAGGAGGAAUUGCCCACUUAUUCAAACAAAAUAAGGUUGUUCACGUCAAUGGAUAUGGAAAAAUAACUGGCAAAAAUCAGGUCACAGCUACAAAAGCCGAUGGCAGCACUCAGGUUAUUGGUACAAAAAACAUCCUGAUAGCUACGGGUUCAGAAGUUACUCCUUUUCCUGGAAUCACGAUUGAUGAAGAUACUAUAGUGUCAUCUACAGGAGCUUUAUCCUUAAAAAAAGUUCCAGAGAAAUUGGUUGUUAUUGGUGCAGGAGUAAUUGGUGUAGAAUUGGGUUCAGUUUGGCAAAGACUUGGUGCAGAUGUGACAGCAGUUGAAUUUUUGGGUCACGUGGGUGGAAUUGGAAUUGAUAUGGAGAUAUCUAAAAAUUUUCAACGCAUACUUCAAAAGCAAGGGUUUAAAUUUAAACUGAAUACAAAAGUUACUGGUGCCACCAAGAAGUCAGAUGGAAAAAUUGAUGUGUCUGUUGAAGCUGCUUCUGGUGGUAAAGCUGAAGUUAUCACUUGUGAUGUACUCUUGGUUUGCAUCGGUCGACGGCCCUUUACUCAGAAUUUGGGACUAGAGGAACUUGGAAUUGAACUAGAUCCCAGAGGUAGAAUUCCAGUCAAUACCAGAUUCCAAACUAAAAUUCCAAAUAUUUAUGCUAUUGGGGAUGUGGUUGCUGGUCCAAUGUUGGCUCACAAAGCAGAAGAUGAAGGCAUCAUUUGUGUUGAAGGAAUGGCUGGCGGUGCUGUGCACAUUGACUAUAAUUGUGUGCCAUCAGUGAUUUACACACACCCUGAGGUUGCUUGGGUUGGCAAAUCAGAAGAGCAAUUGAAAGAAGAGGGUAUUGAGUACAAAAUUGGUAAAUUCCCAUUUGCUGCAAACAGUAGAGCCAAAACAAAUGCUGACACAGAUGGCAUGGUGAAGAUUCUUGGACAGAAAUCAACAGAUAGAAUACUGGGAGCACAUAUUCUGGGACCAGGUGCUGGAGAAAUGGUGAAUGAAGCUGCCCUGGCUCUGGAAUACGGAGCUUCCUGUGAAGAUAUAGCUCGAGUCUGCCACGCACAUCCGACCUUAUCAGAGGCUUUUAGAGAAGCAAACCUGGCUGCAUCUUUUGGCAAACCAAUCAACUUUUAAUUAGAAGAUUGUUUUUCCUAAAAUCUGGAAGCUUUUGUCAAGGUUACAUUUUUGAACAGGAUAAUCUCCCAGUUCAAGAAUUUUGUAGGAUGGAUGAAAUUAUGAAACUUCUGGAAGGUAUUUAGUAGGUUUAAAUAGAAUGGUAUAACCUUGUACCUGUAUUUGUUUUGUUCCAAUGCAUUAAUGUGGACAGAAAGCUACAUAUAGUAGCAUCCUGGAAAGUUUUAGACCUGUGUUUUCAUGCUGUCUGUGAAAUUCGACUUCACUGUAUUGGUAUUAAUGGAUUUUAUCUCUAAUUCAGUGGAGGUGAAUUUGUUCACAAGGAAGGAGCUGGAGAAUUCAUGUGAACAUCUUGAAGAAAACUGACGAAGUUAAAUUUGGUUUUCAUAUUGGAAACGAGUCAGUGACUAGAACAAGAUUCAAAUAUGUACAAACAACUUAUGUAAAUAAAGUGAUUGUCUCUCAUUUUAUUUAACUCCCAAAUUCUUGGCAGUUUAGAAGUAGAAUUACGUAUUUAAACAUUGAGGUUGUAGUAAGGUCUGUAAGUCUAAAGGGCAUUCAGUUGCUCAAAUGGAAGAUUCUGUCUACAAAACUAUUAAAUGGAGACUCACGAUUAUACCAGGGAAUGAAGAUACCAAAAUAAACAUGUCUUAAAUAUUUA
Messenger RNA from Peromyscus maniculatus bairdii (prairie deer mouse), 2308 nucleotides. The record is from RefSeq and is a predicted model, not a curated record. NCBI's taxonomy places the organism in Eukaryota, Metazoa, Chordata, Mammalia, Rodentia, Cricetidae.